GCCUGUCCAGAUGGACGAACAGAACCAAAAAAAAAAUCUCUUUGCUUUGGACUGAUUGAUGAGGGAAAAUUUGAGCGAAUGUUUAAUUUUUUAUUUCUUACAGUUUCUAAAGGUAAAAAUAUAAUUAAUGGGAAUGUUUAUGUUAUUUAUAAAUAUUCUGUAGAUACGUACAUAGGAAAACUUUGUCAAAUUUACCAAUUUAGUUGAACAUAAUGGAGGAAGACGAUCCUAUAGUUCAAGAGAUUCCUGUAUAUUUAUCAGAAGCUUUAGCGCAUAAUCUCUACGUAUAUCAAUAUCCGGUCCGGCCUGCUUCUAAAGAUUGGAAAGACUCAAAAGUUAUAAAUGCGUGUGUAAAACCAAAAAAUAAAUUAGUUCGCAUGGAAAUUGGACUAGACGCAUACAGUGAUAAAUAUUGUGCUUCGAAAGGCGAACAAAUAGCGAUUAACACAGACGGCUUACAAGGUUUUAUUAAGGAUAAGGAACUAGACAAGAACAGGUAUUUUAAGGCUGAUGUUAUGGAUAAAAUUGUUUAUGAAAGUAAUGUCCCAUGUGUGGAUACACACCAUUAUGCUGUUGGGUUACUCCAGGAUAAGGAACUGCAUAUUACACCUAUCCAAGGAAUUAUACAGCUGAGACCAUCAUGUUCAUAUUAUGAUAAAACAGACAAAAAAAGUCAAGAAAAAAAAGAGUUGGAUGGUUCUGAAGAAGAAGAGAAGGAACUGGAACCCACACAGGUGAAAGUGAAAUUUGCUCGAAAAGAGACAGAAGUAGCUAAAAAAGCAAGAGAGAAGUCAUAUCAAUCGAUUUCGCAGAAGAUAUCAGAGGAGCCGUGGUAUGAUGCACUCUGGAAGAGUUCCAGCAGUGAUCAGGCAGAGUUGGAACGUUUAAAACUAUACAGUGGCACAACAGUUGAUGGUUCGGCACUUACUUUGGGAGUGCAUGAAUACAUGACAGACCUGGUACCUCCAACCCCUGAAGAUAUUGAAGUUCUGCCAGAGAAGAACCUUAUUCUUCAAGAUCGAAUUAAGGAGUUGCUUAUUUCUGCAAACCUGAUGUCGUUUGCGGAGAUUCUGGAGGCGUUGGGCGGUGCUCCGAAUGUGGCAGAUUCGAGUGUGGUGAGCGCUCUGAACAGCUCCUCGUGCUGCGUACGCGGUCUCUGGACUCCGCGCUCUGAUAACCUUUACACCAGAGCUGCGCCCGUACCGCCGGCGCUCAUGUGCGCCGCCAGGGAUCACGUGUUAUAUCUAUUCACUCAACAUGCUUAUGUAGACCGGCGGAAGAUCACAGCUUCGGUCCGCCUACCGCCUGAUGUGGUACUGGAAAUACUCAAACCCAUUGCAAAGCUGAACCCUAACACUGGAUGGGAGUUACUUAUACCACCAGAUGUUAGCUUCGAAGCCAAGUACCCAGAGAUUGUGCAUCGGCAGAACCUCUAUUGGGAAGGUCGACAGAGGCAGUUCAAUGAGGCGUUAAUGGAAGAGUUCGUACCUAAACGACAGAGGAAGAAGUCGCAAAGGGACUCCUUUAGUUCAGAUACGAUGAUGAGUCCAAAGCAGAGGUGUAAUAGUUUUAGUGAAGAAGAGAGUGAUAGGAAAAGACUCAAGAAUAAGUGUGGAGCUGGUGGUGGAAAGAGAACACGCAACGUGAGUGGAAGCAAUCACGAUGCGACUGUGGCCAUGUGACCCAGGCAUAUGGAUUUUUUUGUAAUGAAGAGGUGAUAGAGACAUUUCAGGUUAACGUAAUAAAUUUACGGCCUUUCUAAUAAGCUUGGUAUAAAGUUAUACCUUAGAAUAAACCAAUAAUAUGCAAUUUUUUUUACUAUAUCGCUGAUAACACUGAACAUGCGCAAUAUCUAGUAGGCGCCGUAGCUAAUGAAAUAACUGGGCAAAUGAGACUUAACAUUUUAUGUCUCAAGGUGACGAGGGCAAUUAUAGUGCCGCUCGGGACUUUAGGGUUUUUCAAGAAUCCUGAGCGGCACUCCGUUGUAAUGGGCAUGGCGUACAUAUGACCAUCAGCUGAACGUACUGCUCGUCUCGUCCCUUACCACAAAAAGCAAUCAAUUGGGUGAUAUCGCGCAUGCGCAGAAGACAAUUUCGCGCCAUUUUUAAGUUUUAUCAGCACUUAAAUAAAUAUAUUUUUAUUUAUUCUAUUGUUGUUAAUUGUAGAAAAAGUACUGAAUACACAUAAUUAGACGUAAGUUUGUAACACUUGUGUUGUCUAUUGUGCCAUUCGGCUUUGGCACUAAAUAUUAGCCAAAUAUUGUGAUUUCUUUUGAGUGUAAAUUCUGCUAAGUUUUGUCUUCAAUCAAUUCUGGCUAGAAGGAAGAAGAGCAAGAAUUUGGUGAUUCAACAUCUGAGGAUGCCUCGUGUAAAGGUGAUAAUUAUGGAUAUCCGCAAAAUAACGUCCAAUUCAAUAAAAAAUGGUAAAUAUUAGCACUUAUGUUACAAUAGCAAUCACUACUUCGUAGUGACAUAAAUAACUAUUUUAAUUUACAUUAUUUUUAUUAUGUUUUUUCUCGUUAUUGCAUCUGUAUGGAACCAUCAGGAGUUUUAAAAAUAAUUUCAUGAACUAUUUAUUGUUUUUUUAAAACUUAAAGUUUUAGAGAAACUAGUUCUCCCAACAGAUGUAAAGCUAAAUAUAAAAAAUGUUAUUGUUUUAUGUUAAAUCGAUAUGAAAUAUGAAAUCAGUUAACAUCAAAUCAAGAAUAUUUUUUUAGGGAUUCAACAUGAAAAUAUAUUGGAAAUAGAAUCAACAGAAUAUUUUAAAAAUAUAAAAUAAUCAUUUGUGUUAGAAUUUUCUUCUACUUUCAUUAUAUAUCAAGUUAUUUAAUUAUAUUAGUUAAUUAUAUAUUAAAAUGUAUAUUAAAUCGUUGUGUAAGUGUCAUAGUUUCAUUGUCAUACUGUUAGAUAGUUGUAUAAACAUUGUUUAGACUUUCGAAAUUAAAAUUUAAGUUUUUGUUUUUCAAUAUUAGAUUUAUACAUCACAUAUUUGAAGCUGUAUUCUAACACCAAUUUGGUUUAGAGCCUGAAGUAACAGAUCGGAGAACUCAGGAAUCAGGAAAAACUCAGGGUCUAUCUUUUUUAAAUUUUCUAUUUAUCCAAAUACAUAUUUUACAAAAUGUGAACAAACCUCAUCAUACAUUGUAAAAACCACAGAGGUUUGACCUCAAUGCAUUAUCUUAGUUUACCCCUCAUUUCAGUUUUUUACAAAAUAAAUAUAAUCUUAACAUUAAAGUUAACCUACAUACAAUUAUUAAUAUUUAUAGAAAGUAACAAUUGGCUACAAGUAUAUUAAUUACAUACAAGAAAUCAACAAUAGAUAAUAUGUACCUUACCAACAUUUAUUUCAACACGAAGCAAGCAAAAACAGAUAAUUCAAACAUAUCCCAGGCAUUCCAUGACCAUCUUAUUAAUUACAAAUGCGAUCAAAGAUUACCUAGGAAAUAUUCCUUUAGUUUUUGUUUAAUAUUUUUAUGGGUCACAAAUUGGACAAAAAUGAGGGUAGUUGAUUAAUUAGGUGAGGAACAAUAUAGCUUGUUGUUCUCUCACCGUACAAGUUGUUAGCUCGCUCAGUGCGCAACCGGUGUGAAGUUAUCACCCGCGUAUGUAUAGGGUGUUCCAUUUUUAUGCGUAGAUUUUCGUUGAAGAAUUUAUUGUUUAAGUAUUGUGUAUUUAAAGAGUUCCUGUAUCGGUAAUGUUUUGCAGUGUCUAAAUAUACCUAGUUCAUUGUUUUCAUAUUUUUGCUUGAUAGAACCUGAGACAAUUGUUUUUAAAAUUUUUUGUUGUAGUUUAUAUAUAUUAUUAAGAUAGGUAUUGUAAGUACGACCAUAACUACUGAGACCGUAUUGUAUAUAAGUUUGUGCGAAGCUGUUAUAUAACAUUAAUUUUAUUUUGAAAGGCACACGAUGCCUUAAGAUAGUUAUAUUUGCGAGAAAUUGCCUUAACUUGUUACAUACGCGAUCGAUGUGUUAAAUUUGCAGUCAAUAGUUAGCCGGAGAUAGGUAUAGUUAUCAAUUAAUUCAAUAAUAGGACAGCUAUGAGCAUGGUGACUAGGCCCGUGUAAACAGUUGUGCUUGUGAGCUAGUAGUGUGUAAAUAUAUAAUAUGAAGCACAAAUAAAUCUUUGUUAUGAAAUAGUAUAGCCUCUACCUAACAUAUGGUAUUGUUUAAGUCAAAAACAACAUCAUUACAAAUCACCAGUGGGAGGUUCCACAUCGGCGCCUUUUUCUGCCGUGAAGCAGUAUUGUGUAAACAUUACUAUGUUUCGGUCUGAAGGGCGCCGCAACUUGUGAAAUUACUGGGCAAAUGAGACUUAACUUGUGAAUUUUUGUGGAUUUUCUAGAAUCCUGAGCGGCGCUGCAUUGCAAUAGGCAGCGCGUAUCAAUUACCAUCAGCGUCCUGCUCGUCUCGUCCCUUAUUGUCAUAAAAAAACAUUGUUUGGUUUGUAACUAUUAUCUAUAAAUUAUAUUUAUCUAUAAAUCUUUAUCUAUAUACCCAUUCUUAAAUCGAUGUUUGCCAAACACAAAUUGCGGCCCUGUAUAGAUAUACUGCUAUUUAAUGUCUAAUAUUUAACUGCGUUUGAUUCCUACGCUACUGCUGUUUUGUAUAUAUAUAUAUAUAUAUAUAACGAGGAUGUAAAAAUAUGUUUAUUGUGUAAUUAAUUCCUGUGUAAGAAUGUUUUAUGGUUGGUUAAGUUAUUGUAAUUUGUUUUUUAUAUGAAUAAAAAUGUAUGUGCAUUUA
Leptidea sinapis is the source of this 4738-nucleotide messenger RNA. It is a transcript of the gene Polr3E, whose product is annotated as DNA-directed RNA polymerase III subunit RPC5. Gene Ontology annotation, biological process: DNA-templated transcription. The record is from RefSeq and is a predicted model, not a curated record. Gene Ontology annotation, cellular component: RNA polymerase III complex; nucleus. NCBI's taxonomy places the organism in Eukaryota, Metazoa, Arthropoda, Insecta, Lepidoptera, Pieridae. The transcript has 8 exons. Bases 213 to 1682 code for a protein of 489 amino acids.